This is a messenger RNA of Brassica napus (rape), 888 nucleotides long. RefSeq names its product 40S ribosomal protein S7-3. Gene Ontology annotation, cellular component: cytosolic small ribosomal subunit; 90S preribosome; small-subunit processome. The coding region runs from base 189 to 761 and encodes 190 amino acids. Gene Ontology annotation, biological process: rRNA processing; ribosomal small subunit biogenesis; translation. The transcript is spliced from 6 exons. The record is from RefSeq and is a predicted model, not a curated record. Gene Ontology annotation, molecular function: structural constituent of ribosome. NCBI's taxonomy places the organism in Eukaryota, Viridiplantae, Streptophyta, Magnoliopsida, Brassicales, Brassicaceae.
GCCCAUGGGCUUUAGUGACCUCUUAAAAGCCCAGACUUGAUCAUUUUCAAAAUAGGGCAACCACGGAAACCCUAACAUUAAAACCUGAUUUUACCACCAAACUGCUGUCUUGUAAGAAGAAGCCGCAAAACUCUUAGGACUCUUCUUCGUGGUACGUUCAAAAGGUUUCUCCUUCGGAUAUUGUGAAGAUGUUCUCCGCUCAGAACAAGAUCAAGAAGGACAAGAAUGCCGAGCCGACAGAAUGCGACGUGCAAGUUGCUCAGGCUUUGUUUGAUUUGGAGAACACCAACCAGGAGUUGAAAAGCGAGCUGAAAGAUCUUUACAUCAACCAAGCUGUUAACAUGGACAUCGCUGGAAACCGCAAGGCUAUUGUGAUUUACGUCCCAUUCAGAUUGAGGAAAGCCUUCCGCAAGAUCCACCCCCGUCUCGUCAGAGAGCUCGAGAAGAAGUUCAGUGGAAAGGAUGUUAUCUUUGUUGCCACAAGAAGGAUCAUGCGUCCUCCCAAGAAGGGUGCUGCUGUUCAGAGGCCACGCAACAGAACUCUAACCUCUGUUCACGAAGCAAUGCUCGAGGAUGUUGCCUACCCUGCUGAGAUCGUUGGAAAACGUACUCGUUACCGUCUUGAUGGAUCCAAAGUCAUGAAGGUGUAUUUGGAGGCCAAGGAAAGGAACAACACAGAGUACAAGCUCGAGACUAUGGUUGGUGUGUACCGUAAACUUACUGGAAAGGAUGUCACUUUUGAGUACCCGGUCGAAGCUUGAAAGUAAGACGAUGCUGAAGAAUCAUCAGGAUAGAGGAGAGAUUUUCAAUUAUGUAUUUUGGUAUUUGAUGUAAUGAAUACUCUUUCUGCUUUUCAAUUUUGAAAUCUAUGCUAUAAUUUCAGUUUCA